Messenger RNA from Scedosporium apiospermum, 600 nucleotides. RefSeq lists its product as uncharacterized. NCBI's taxonomy places the organism in Eukaryota, Fungi, Ascomycota, Sordariomycetes, Microascales, Microascaceae. The transcript has 4 exons. The coding region runs from base 1 to 600 and encodes 199 amino acids. The record is from RefSeq and is a predicted model, not a curated record.
AUGGAUCACCCAGUCAAGGACAUCAAGUCCCUGAUGAAGAAGUUCGCCUUUGGCGUACCCGACGAUCAACGCGAUGCUUUCAACACCUACUUUCUCCCCACCUCCUCCUUCGUCCAUCCUCUCAUCCGAGUUCCUUCUUUCGAUGACAUCCACAUUCCAUAUCUCCCUCUCCCUCCCAUAAACUCGCGUCACAUCACUCGUCUUCUCUAUAGGUUAAGAUGCAUGUUUGUCGACAUUUCUAGCUUCAAUCUCGAAUCCGCAGUCUAUGAUCAACGAACGGCUACACUUACAGCUCACAUCUCAGAAAACGUCCAUCCCAAAUUCAUCCCCUUCCACUCGCCAACGAUCAAAUCCACUCUCAUCUUUCGUCUCGUUCAACGAACCCUCGAUGCUCAAGGUCAAUUCCUACCCCCAUGCGACCCCGAGGAUCCCUCUGCUCCGGGCGGACGAACCCGUCUGUACAUUGUCGAGCACGAACAGCUCAUUCAGCCCAGCGAAAUCCUCAAAGUUGCGCUGCCCAUUGUCGGCUCGGGUAUUUGGCUUAUGCCAGAAAAGGUAGUGAAGAAUGGGGACACCAUCGCUGUCCUCAAGACAGAGUAG